Messenger RNA from Anolis sagrei ordinatus, 3753 nucleotides. RefSeq names its product transient receptor potential cation channel subfamily C member 3 (gene TRPC3). Gene Ontology annotation, cellular component: cation channel complex; plasma membrane. The record is from RefSeq and is a predicted model, not a curated record. NCBI's taxonomy places the organism in Eukaryota, Metazoa, Chordata, Lepidosauria, Squamata, Anolidae. Gene Ontology annotation, biological process: single fertilization; calcium ion transmembrane transport; regulation of cytosolic calcium ion concentration. Gene Ontology annotation, molecular function: store-operated calcium channel activity; inositol 1,4,5 trisphosphate binding; protein binding.
AGUGAAGCAACUCAACUUUUGGUUGACUCAGCACCACCCUUCAAGAGAGGUCUCAGAGGCUCCCAGUAGAAACGGAGACCUUCUUCCCAGGCUUCUACAUCCCUCUCCUGGAGCAUCCCUUUGGUGCAGAGACCGGCCCCUUUCUCCUCUGUGGAGGCAGCAAGGGCGUUGCUGGUAGACCGUGGUCCUCUCUCCUUCCUUUCUUCCUUCCUUCCUCUCGGCUCUCCAUCCCAAGCAGGGGCGCUGCCUUCCUCCUCCUCCUCCUCUCCUCCUCCUCCUCCUCCUCGGAUCCACGUGGGCGCUGGGCUCCCGUGAGCAAACGCCUUCCUUCCCAAGCCGGGAUUGGAAGCGCACCACCCAGCCCUCCGUGGCCAUUGGAAGAGCCCCGCCGAGCCGUGGGAUGCCUCGGAGUCUCCGGCGCCUGGCUGCGGAACCUUGCUGUGUGUGAGAGAGCUCAGAGGGAGGAAGGAAGGCUCCGAAGGGCAGAGGCACCUUGGUGGGCUCCUCCACUUUGGCCAGGUACUCACUCUCAAGGCGCUUCCUCGCCGAGAGCCUAGGUGAGAGAGGGAGGAAGAGGGAGGAGGAGGAGGAGAAGCCGGCUCCUUCCAGCGGCGGGGCUUCUUCGCCUUCCUCUCUCCCCUUUGGCCUCCUUCCCCUUCCUUUGCAAGGGUUGCUUUCCAAGGUUGGAAGGCGGGCUCGCCAUGUCCGGCAAGGGCAGCAAGAGGAGCCGCGGGCAGAGGCAGCAGCAGCAGCAGCAGGAGGGGAGAGUGACCUUCCCCCAGCAGCACCGCCAACAGCACCGGCAAGAAGAAGAGGAGGAAGAGGAGGAGGAAGAAGAGGAGGAGGAGGAGGAGGAGGAGGAGGAGGAAGGCCAUGAAAACUCGGGACCGCGGACCCGCCGGGGUUGGAGGGGCGUCAAUGGCGGGCUGGAGCCCCCUCCGCCCCUGAAGACCCCCAAGGACAUGUACGGAGGCUACCCGCCCUCGCCCAUCUUGGGCACCAUGUCCAUUGAUGGAAGCCCUUCGCUGAGACGUAUGACUGUGAUGAGAGAAAAAGGGAGGCGCCAAGCAAUUCGAGGCCCAGCUUUUAUGUUCAAUGAGAGGGGCACAAGCCUCACAGCCGAGGAAGAGCGCUUUCUUGAUGCAGCAGAGUAUGGGAACAUCCCUGUGGUGCGCAAAAUGUUGGAGGAGUCAAAAACACUGAAUGUCAACUGUGUGGACUACAUGGGUCAAAAUGCCCUGCAGCUUGCAGUUGGGAAUGAACAUUUGGAAGUGACAGAACUCCUGUUAAAGAAGGAGAACCUGGCACGGAUUGGAGAUGCCCUGCUGCUUGCCAUUAGUAAAGGAUAUGUCCGAAUAGUGGAAGCGAUCUUGAAUCACCCUGGCUUUGCCGCUAGCAAGCGACUGACUUUGAGUCCCUGUGAGCAGGAGCUUCAGGACGAUGACUUUUACUCUUAUGACGAAGAUGGCACCCGCUUUUCCCCAGACAUCACCCCCAUUAUUUUAGCUGCUCAUUGUCAGAAGUAUGAGGUGGUACAUAUGCUGUUGAUGAAAGGUGCAAGGAUAGAGAGACCUCACGAUUAUUUUUGCAAAUGCAACGACUGCACUGAAAAACAAAAGAUCGAUUCUUUUAGUCAUUCCAGGUCAAGGAUAAACGCAUAUAAGGGACUGGCAAGUCCUGCCUACCUGUCCUUGUCUAGUGAAGACCCUGUUCUCACGGCUCUAGAGCUUAGCAAUGAGCUUGCCAAACUGGCUAAUAUUGAAAAAGAAUUCAAGAACGACUACCGCAAGCUGUCUAUGCAAUGCAAGGAUUUUGUGGUCGGCGUCCUUGAUCUCUGCAGAGACUCUGAAGAGGUAGAAGCCAUUCUCAAUGGAGAUUUGGAAGCUGAGCCAGUGGAAAUCCAGAGACACAGAGCUUCACUGACUCGUGUCAAACUGGCAAUUAAAUAUGAAGUCAAAAAGUUUGUGGCUCAUCCGAACUGUCAGCAACAGCUGUUGACUAUCUGGUACGAAAACCUCUCAGGAUUACGGGAACAGGCCAUUGCAAUCAAGUGUCUUGUUGUGUUGGUAGUUGCACUGGGCCUUCCAUUUCUCGCCAUUGCCUAUUGGAUUGCACCAUGCAGCAGGCUUGGAAAAAUUCUCCGAAGUCCAUUCAUGAAGUUUGUGGCACAUGCAGCAUCCUUUAUAAUUUUCUUGGGGCUGCUAGUAUUCAAUGCCUCAGACAGAUUUGAAGGCAUCACAGUAUUACCCAACGAGACCGUUGUUGAUUACCCUAAACAGAUCUUUAGGGUUAAGACGACACAGUUUUCUUGGACAGAGAUGUUGAUCAUGGUUUGGGUGCUUGGUAUGAUGUGGUCUGAGUGCAAGGAGCUCUGGCUAGAAGGACCCCGGGAAUAUAUUUUGCAGCUGUGGAAUGUUCUGGAUUUUGGGAUGUUAUCGAUUUUCAUUGCUGCUUUCACAGCCAGGCUAUUAGCAUUCCUGCAGGCUACAAAAGCACAGCAGUAUGUGGACGACAACAUUCAAGAGCCAACCCUUUCUUUGGUCACACUUCCACCGGACAUUGAAUAUUUUACUUAUGCUCGAGAUAAAUGGCUCCCGUCGGAUCCGCAGAUCAUAUCAGAAGGUCUUUAUGCAAUAGCUGUUGUGCUUAGCUUCUCCCGGAUUGCUUAUAUCCUGCCUGCAAAUGAGAGUUUUGGCCCAUUGCAGAUUUCACUGGGAAGGACUGUGAAAGACAUUUUCAAGUUUAUGGUCCUUUUUAUUAUGGUGUUCCUUGCAUUUAUGAUUGGGAUGUUCAUACUGUACUCCUACUAUCUUGGAGCCAAAGUAAAUGCUGCUUUUACUACAGUUGAAGAAAGUUUCAAGACCUUAUUUUGGUCUAUAUUUGGCUUGUCGGAGGUCACAUCUGUUGUCCUUAAAUAUGAUCAUAAAUUCAUUGAGAAUAUUGGUUAUGUGUUGUAUGGAAUAUACAAUGUAACAAUGGUUGUGGUUUUACUCAACAUGCUGAUUGCCAUGAUCAACAGCUCAUACCAAGAAAUCGAGGAUGAUAGUGAUGUGGAAUGGAAAUUUGCUCGCUCUAAGCUUUGGCUAUCAUAUUUCGAUGAUGGGAAAACCCUGCCGCCUCCAUUCAGUCUUGUACCGAGUCCUAAGUCCUUUAUUUAUCUCUUCAUGCGGAUCUUUAGAUUAUUUAUGUGCCGAAGAAAAAGGCUGCAAAAAGAUAUGGAAAUGGGAAUAGGAAACUCAAAAUCCAGGCUAAACCUCUUUUCUCAAUCCAACUCGAGGGUUUUUGAAUCACACAGCUUUAAUAGCAUUCUCAAUCAGCCAACACGCUAUCAGCAAAUUAUGAAAAGACUUAUAAAACGUUAUGUUCUGAAAGCACAAGUGGACAAGGAAAAUGAUGAAGUCAAUGAGGGUGAAUUAAAGGAAAUUAAACAAGACAUUUCAAGUCUUCGCUAUGAACUUCUGGAAGACAAGUCUCAGGCAACAGAGGAGUUGGCAAUUCUUAUACAUAAACUCAGCGAGAAACUCAAUCCAAAUAUUUCACGAUGUGAAUAAACUCAAAAUGACCUAUUCUACUGCAUAUGCUUGUGUAUAAGUUGACAGAAAAAUCAACCCUCUAAACCUGAGCUGACUUAUCCAGAGGACAAUGCUGGAAACAGAUGGCGAUGAUCUUGGCUUGGUGAGCUGUGGGCUCCCUGUCAUUUGGGGCACUGGAGGUGGAGUAGCAGUGGCCAUUUUUAAUAGGGACUUACUAUGU